Messenger RNA from Cyclopterus lumpus (lumpfish), 1409 nucleotides. RefSeq names its product ankyrin repeat and SOCS box containing 5b (gene asb5b). The record is from RefSeq and is a predicted model, not a curated record. Gene Ontology annotation, biological process: positive regulation of protein catabolic process; intracellular signal transduction; protein ubiquitination. Gene Ontology annotation, molecular function: protein binding. NCBI's taxonomy places the organism in Eukaryota, Metazoa, Chordata, Actinopteri, Perciformes, Cyclopteridae.
AUUUCUCCAUUAGCUCAGAGCCCUGCCUCACCCAGUCCGUCUUCAGCCUAGCUCGUGCCCAGCUGCUGCAGUCAGUUGUUAUGAACAGCAAGUGUGUGAGGUCCAGCCUCGGGAAGAUGCCAGAAGUUCCGUCCGGAGCUCAAGAGAUGUCCCGGAAAAGAAGCGCUGAGCCCGGUCCGCUUCCAGAGCAGGUCCGGGAGAGGAAAAGGGCCUGCUGGGGCAUUCUGACUAGCCAAGGGUCGUGGGCAGAUCACUCCCCUCUCCAUGAAGCAGCUUCUCAGGGUCGACUGCUGGCCCUGCGCACUCUGCUGGCCCAGGGAUGUCACGCCAACAUUGUCACCAUUGAUCAUGUGACUCCACUCCAUGAAGCCUGCCUGUCAGGACAUGUGGCCUGUGUCAGAGCAUUAAUAAAUGCUGACGCGAAUGUGAAUGCUGUCACCAUCGAUGGUGUCACUCCUCUGUACAACAGUUGUGCCUCUGGGAGUGUGGGUUGUGUGGAACUGCUGCUGCAGAAUGGAGCACACACACACACAACCCACACACACUUCCCCUCGGCUCUGCACGAAGCCUGCAAGAGAGGUAAUAGCCAAUGUGUGGAGUCCCUGCUGUCCCAUGGAGCAGACCCAGACUAUGAAGUGUCCCACUUGGGAACUCCUCUCUACAUAAGCUGUCUACACCGACAAACAGCCUGCUCAAAGAUACUGCUGUACAGAGGAGCCAACGUUAAUAGAGGCAGAGGAGGUGACAGUCCUCUGCAUGCCACUGUCAGACAGGACAGUGCAGAUCAGGUGUCAGUGUUACUGGACUAUGGAGCUAAUGUCAACAUCAGAAAUGGUAACGAUCAACGGCCUGUGGAGCUAGCGCCUGCUGGUGGAAAAACACAACAGCUUUUACUGACAUUUGAAGUUUCUCCGAGGAGUCUCUGCCAGUUGUGUCGACUUCAGAUCAGGAACCUGAUUGGUCGAUCCGGACUGAAACUACUCCUCCUUCCUCUCCCGACCCUGCUCACUGACUACCUGGAGCACGUAUAGGAUGGGCACACAUGCAGCAUUACAGGAAAAGCAGAUGACAUUUCUUUAACAUUUUUUUAUGACAAAUGAUCUUUAAUGUUUUUCUUUAACAUUUAAAAUGUCGAUGUGCCAAGCCCCUUAUUAACCACAAAUGCACUGAAGAUUCGAUCUGCUGCAAGCUGUACUCCGGGAACAUAGUGCAUGAUGUUGUCAUAAUUGGUUUAUUUGAAAUGUUCAUUCAUUAGGACUUGUUUUUCCCCUGACAUAUGUUUGUGACUGAUGGUGACCCAAACUUUAAAAAAGAAUUGGGUAACCACAAGUUCCUUUUGUAAAUGUGCUGGCCUGCAAGUGUCUGCAUGAAUAUGUAAAUAUAAAUAAAUAAUCCAUGACAUGACCCCA